Molecule: messenger RNA, 2907 nt
Organism: Python bivittatus (Burmese python)
Lineage: Eukaryota; Metazoa; Chordata; Lepidosauria; Squamata; Pythonidae
Source: RefSeq, a predicted model, not a curated record
AUGUCCAAGAGCCUGGCAGAUUGUGAUACAGAAAGUGAAUGUGAUUUUUAUUCUGACUGUUGGGAAGGAAGUGUUAUACAUAACAAAGAUUUGACUGACUCCAGCACUGAAAGUUAUUUCUGUUUUGAUUCAUGCAGCUUGUUUGAAAAAGAAAAAGGGGAAAACAAAUUGGAUGGCAUAGUGCUUAUUUUGGAAAAUAGCCAAGCGAGCAGUACAAGUUUUUGCAAGGACCACCCUUCUCUGCAAGGAGAAAAAGUAGAGUGUACUAGUAAAUUGCAGGAGGAAUUAUCACUGGAAUCUAUAUUGUAUCUAAAGUGUAAGGAUUCUAAUACAGAUGCCCAUUCACUGAAAUCUUUUUCAACCAAAAUAGUUCCAUUCAUAUACAGCAGCUCUUAUGGAGACCAUUUGUGUUUAAAUAAAGCAAUCCCUCAGUUGCUCAUUACUGAAAAUUCAACUGAAGGACAAAUCAUUUAUACAGUGAAAGAAGCUUAUGCUUUUGAUAAAUUCCAUCAGAGGCAGUCCUCAGAUGGUAACUCUCUAGCUUCAAAGCAAAAUAAAGCUGUGCAGGUUUCUUCUACAGAAAUAAAACCCGAGGACAAUAUUUGCUAUGAAUGUUUCAAACAGUCACCAGUAUCUACUGAGGUAAAUAAAGAACUGAAGAAACCGGCAAACGUUCAGAGUUUUGAAAGUCAUUUUGUAAGCAGCCACUCAGAUUACUCCUCAGAAUAUUCUUACCAAAUUGAAAAUCCCCAGACUGCUGAGCAAAUCUCACAUUCCAGUUCAGAAGAGCCUACUAUUUCUUUGACGUUGAAAGCAGCUUACGUAUAUCCAGCCGGUUCAUUAGCAAGUGACACUGAUCCUUCAGACGUGACGAUAGAUGAAGAUUCCCAGAGGCAUGCUUUAGCUUUCCAAUUUAAAGAUUCUGAACAUAACCAACCAUUUAAGAAGUUGCAUCUUACUGUUGUUCCACAAAAACAAACCACAAAAUUUAAAAAGCAGGUAGGACUUUCUGAAAUUCUAAUCGAUGAAGCCAGUUAUCAUCUAGGAACUCACUCAGAAUCAUCAGAAACCAGUACUUCCAAAGUAUAUUCUGAUCAAGCAUUAUCUACAUCAAAUCUUUGGUCCUCAUAUUGGCCUUUCCCACCCUCUAAAUAUACACAUGCAAAUCAGUUGCCUCAGUUUUAUGUUAGGUCAUUGUCCCCAAAUCCAGUUAAACCUGCUUUUCAAAAAAGAAAACCAAAAAUUUCCAAAUCUGUAAAAUCUGUUGUGUUUGCCAAACACAAAACAUUGCAAAGAGACCAAAAAUGUAAAAGUAAGCCAUCUAUCUUCUCCAAAUUUCAUUCACCCAAAAGACUGGACGUUGAGCCUACAGACAGAAAUAAAAGAGAAGAAGCAAGAAUAAAUGAGCAAUAUGUGCCUGUAAAUCAAACAUCUAAAUGCCAUUGCAGCCCAUUGCUUGACUUAACGGUUGAUCUGCAUUCUGAAGAUAGAAAUUCUGAGAAGUUCCUAACUCUUCACAGAAGCUCCCACAAACGAACUCGAGCUGGCAAAGUCAUUCAUAAAUUUUCCUCCCAUUAUUUGCUAAAUCCUAAAAAUAGUUUUGAAAGGCUUCGUUAUAUUUCUCCAAUUAGAAAAAAAAAUAAUUUGAAGAUGCAAAACAUACUGAAUUAUUUUUUAGGCUGGACUGGCAGGCAGAACAGAGAUGAAAAAUAUAGAGAGGAUAUUUCUCCCACUUCAAAGUUAAGAGCAAAUGAGACUUUCAUUUCACAUAUGCCAGCUGACAAAAGGAGUUCAACUGUUCCACUUCAUCCACAUUCAAAGAAUUAUUCUGUUCCAUUUCCUACCACGUUGCCUUUUGCAGGUGAGAAGCAUUCACCAGUUCCCUCUUUGCAAACUGGAAGGAGGAAAGCAUUGUAUAUUUUUCCAAAUGAAUGUAAGCAUUCAUCUGGUCCCUGUGUGGAAAUGGAGAGGGAUCCUUGGAAUCAUGUGGAAUCUUAUGCUCAUGGUAAACAUAGCACCUCUCAUUCUCCUUGUUGUGCAAAUACUAAAGUGGAACAGCUACCAAAGAAAUUAAAUAUGUUUAAUACAGGUGUGGACAAACUGAAUUUUGGAGCUGGUCAGAUAGCAGGUGGAGGUUUGGCCCUGAAGAAAUUCUCAGUCUGCCCCUGUGGAUCUAUGUCACAAAGUGGUUUGUUUCCUAACACAGAUAUUUCAGAAUCAGGUAGGAGGAAAACUAGAGCAAGCCCAGAUAGUAACUGGAGAGCCAGUAAGACUGACUCAAACCGAUGGAAUUCACUUGCAGGAACCCUCAGCACAGAGGAAGUGUGCUGUAGUUGUCAUCAUGUCUCCCCAACUUGUUCUUUGCACAAUUCAUGUAAACACGAAGCUCCAAGAAACCAGGUUAUUAAAGUGGCAUCUUUAUUUGAAAAUGGAUUUCCCAUGAGGAAUUUGAAGGAGAAUGUAGAAAAAAGCAAAACAGUGGAAACAGGUGAAAGAAAAGUCAAAUUUCAUUUAGGAUCAAAUGCUUUACAAGAGACUGACCCUUUAACCACACACAUUUCAUCACCAACUAAUGAAUAUAAUCAAAUACCAAAACAUUUUGUUUAUCAACCUGAAUGCUCAUGCUGUCAGACUGCUGUUAAAGAACAUCUCAGCACGUCAAAAGAAGUGUCUAAUUGCUUUGGUUCAGAAAACUACAUGCCAAAGAACUACCUCAACAGAGAGAGUAUUUUUCUAGUGGAUUCUAAUCGGAGAAUUAGAAGUCAGUGUAAAUGCUCCCAUGAAAUCUCUCUCUUCAACCCUGAGCAAAGUGAGGCAUAUAAAGGAAAUAGAUCUAAAGUUUUGAAGAGGAAGGAUCCCAAACUUAUUCAGGUUUGUAUUUUGUCAAGUGAACACCAAUAUAUAUGA